Molecule: messenger RNA, 1185 nt
Organism: Emericellopsis atlantica
Lineage: Eukaryota; Fungi; Ascomycota; Sordariomycetes; Hypocreales; Bionectriaceae
Exons: 2
Coding region: 1-1185 (394 amino acids)
Source: RefSeq, a predicted model, not a curated record
AUGGCGAGCUCAAAGACACCUACUCAACCACUCGUGCCAGUCAUCCCUGCCACUGAGUUCGCCAUUUCAUACGUUAGUGCAUUCACAGCCGCAGGCUAUGCGCAUGGCCUCACCCCUGAAGACUUGAAGACGCUCUCGCAUAUCAACUGCUCGUAUCUGUCGGGCAGCAGGGCACCCACUUUGCUCGAACUCAAGCAGCAUGCCCAAUCUCUCGCCAUUCUCAUCCGUAAAGUGUCACUGUCGACGGCAUUCGGCGUGAUCGAUAACGAGAAUUACCCCGAGGAGGGUUGUGUCCCACGGUUCGUUGAGAACGAAGCGUUCGACUGGUUGAAUGAUCUGUCGGCGCCGUACGCCAACGAUGACGAGCACCACAACCGACCUCUUUGGGCUCUUCACAACCACGACGACAGAAAUUCCCCCGAACACCAGGCUCAGAUGUCGUACGCUCACCUGACCCAGCACGCGAACGAGUGCCUCAGCAUCCUGGACCAUGACUUGGUUGACAAGGGCGGCAUCAUGGCUCUGGUACCCGAGGUCAACUCCGUGGGCUUCCAAGACUUCGAGAACACCUUGAUAGGGCAACUACUUCUCCGAGAGGAAAAGUCCGCCGAAAGAAUCCUGCAGUUGGAGUAUCUCUAUGCGCAAGCUCUGGAUGCUCUAACCCCUGCUGCCUUUGCGCCCUUGCAAGUGAGGAGCGUGGACGGAUCGCAAGAUCCCCAACAGUACCAGAAGGAGGCGCAACGCAGAUUUGUCCUUGUCAACGUGACGGAAGACAUGGAGCGUGUGAUGCAUGGGCUGUUUGACGAGGCGGAGAGGAAGCACAUCGGAACGGAAGCUCGCGCGUCCCUAAACGGGGUGAGCGGACGAUCUGUCGACGCCGCCGCCCACAGCCCGGCACUGAUCAAGCUCGACAUGCUCUCGCGGUUGUAUCGUGUCAAGGGGGCUGGGUCGGACAGCGCCAUCUUCCUCCUCCCUGCGGUGAAGCACCAUCCUGGCACGCGGGACACUUUGGCAUUGGAAAGCACACCCCGGAUUGUGACUGUGCCAGAGCCACACGAACCUGUGCAUCGCGCCACGAAGCUGAAGCAGAUGCGACGUGCAGAGAGAGCUCAAUGGCAAGAGGAACGCAAGACGCUGUCUGGCCAGGCAGGGACUGUAGAAACAAGCGAUGUGAUGUUUACUUAG